Messenger RNA from Orbicella faveolata, 3372 nucleotides. RefSeq names its product hepatocyte growth factor-regulated tyrosine kinase substrate-like. Gene Ontology annotation, molecular function: phosphatidylinositol binding; ubiquitin binding; metal ion binding. The record is from RefSeq and is a predicted model, not a curated record. Gene Ontology annotation, cellular component: early endosome. Gene Ontology annotation, biological process: receptor internalization; endocytic recycling. Lineage: Eukaryota; Metazoa; Cnidaria; Anthozoa; Scleractinia; Merulinidae.
AGUCACGUUAAUAGAAGUCCGCCAUCUUGGCCAAAGUCUUUAGCUGUUGACGAGGAAUAAACUUUGGUUGAAUUUUGCGCGGUUUUUGCCGGUUUCUCAUCGGUUUUAACGAUGGGGAUAUUUUCAAAUUCUUCAACGUUUGAUUCUCUACUUGAAAAAGCAACGAGCCAACUUCUUUUAGAACCAGACUGGAAUAGCAUUCUUCAGAUUUGUGACUGUAUAAGACAAGAAGAUGUCAUCCCUAAAUACGCAAUGGCAGCCAUGAAGAGGAAGAUAUACGACAAGAACCCUCACGUUGCGAAAUUUGGAUUGAUCGUUUUAGAGGCAUGUGUUAAGAAUUGUGGAGCCCCCAUGCACAAAGAGGUUGCUACAAAAGAUAUUAUGGAUUUCUUUAGAGAACUGGCUAAGACCAGCCCAGAACCAGUCAAGGAGCAAAUUCUAAGCAUGAUUCAGACAUGGUCAACUGCAUUUCGCAAAGAGCCAAAAUACAAAGUUGUUCAAGAUACAUUUAAUCUUAUGAGAAUGGAAGGAUAUAAAUUUCCUUCCAUGAACGAGUCAAGUGAUGCCUUGUUCACAGCAGAAACAGCCCCAGAAUGGGCGGAGGGUGAUGUUUGUCACAUGUGCAGAGUCAAGUUCUCCACAUUUCAAAGACAGCACCACUGUAGGAAUUGUGGCCAAGUGUUUUGCCAGAAGUGUUCUUCUAAAGUUUCUAUUAUUCCACAAUAUGGCAUAGAAAGAGAAGUACGGGUCUGUGAUCCAUGUUUUUACAAGAUCAAUCCAUCGGCAGGGAAAAGUGAAGAAAGCUCUAGUAAGAAGUCUGACAGUACAUCUUCAGAUUCUGAUUUGCCAGCGGAAUAUCUUAACAGCCCUCUGAGCCGUGAAAAUCAGGUCCCAGCUAAGAAAUCUGAACAAGAAAUUCGAGAUGAAGAAGAGGAAGAGUUACAGCUGGCCAUGGCGUUAUCACUGUCACAGGAAGAGGCUGCUAAGGAUUUUACUUUCCACUUAAAGCUUGCACGAUAUCUCAAUCGGUCUUACUGGGAGGAGAGAAAUGAAAGGCAGAGUUCAAGACAAAGAUCAAGUCCACCUGCCAGUGCACCAGAACAAACACAAAUUGCUAACAAUUCCACUGAGCUGGAUAGUGUGAAUUCACCUACGUCAGAAGUAUCAGAAGCUAUGGUGAAAACCUUUCAAGGUAACGUUGAGAUGUUACUUGAACGAAUGCAGAAAGUCUCUGGUCAGGGAAAACACAUCGCUAUGGAUGCUACAGUGCAGUCUCUAUUUCAAACUGUCAGCGCCAUGCACCCGCAGAUUUUGAGACUUAUCGAGGAACAGGAAGAGGAAAAAGCAAAAUUCGAGGCUCUUCAGGUGAAGCUGGGCUUGGUACAUGAAGCACGCUCAUCCCUAGAAGAGAUGCGUGAACAACACCGCGAGAAAGUUCACCAGCAAGAACUAGAACAGGACAUGCUGCGGCGCAUGCAGAUAGAACAGAAACUUGAGCUCAUGCGGCAGCAGAAGGCUGAGUACCUGGCUUAUCAGCAGCGCCUACAGACUGAACGACAGGCGGUCAUUGAACAACAACAGCAGCAGCAACAAAGACUCCAGUAUCAAAGACAGAUGCAACAGCAACAGCAGAUUCCGUACGGUGGCAUCCAGUACCCACCCGCGGGUGAUUCCAGUCCCUACUCGUCAUUAACUUAUGUUCCCAUGACAGCAUCGAGUACGCAACCUUACAAUCCCCAGAAUGUACCUGCAGGUUAUACCCCAGCGGUACCUCCCGGAUAUCAGGUUCCUGAUGCUCCACCGCCCUCGCAGUACCCCUCACGUCAAACUGAGCCUCAGCCGAGCUCAAUAGAGUAUCAACCGCCGUCAUAUGCAUCCCAAGUUCCGCCAGAAGCUGGUCCAGCAUCACUUCAGCCUUACAACCCUGGGGCUCCUCUUCCAGUUCCAACUGCUCCUGCGCAAGUGCUUCCUCAGGCACCACCCCCUCAGUAUGCACAAGUUAGCUCCCAACAACCAGCUGCUCAGCCACUCUAUGGACAAACAGGAAGUCAGCAGCCACCAGCGCAAGCCUCGCCGCUGAAUCAGUUACCAGGGGCACCACCUCCAGGUCCUACCGUGCAGCAACCUCAGUAUAAUCAGAUUCCUCCACCACAAGGUCAGUCCCAACACCUGCAGCAAACACAAUAUUCCAACCCGGCUCAGACAGCACUAGUACCAGAAGCUGCACCACCCCAGUACCCACAACCUCCAUCUCAGUUCCCACAAACUAAACCACAUCAAACUUUCCAACCUCCCCAAACUAACGGAUACCUUCCGCAAGGAGAUACCUCACGGGGAUCCCCCCAAAUGCUGUUUAAUUCUGUACCGACACAGUCACAACAUAACAUGGGCGCACCAAAUGGCCCUGCUUCGUUUCAACAAGGGCCUCCAGUGCAGCCAGGAGGCCCAAUGCAGCAAGGGCCUCCAUUGCAACAAGUUCCCCCAGUACAGCAAGGGGCCCCAAUGCAACAAGGAGCCCCAAUGCAGCAAGGGCCUCCAAUGCAACAGGGGGGCCCAAUGCAGCAAGGGCCUCCACUGCAGCAAGGUCUCCCAAUGCAGCAAGGGCCUCCAAUGCAACAAGGACCUCCAAUGCAGCAAGGGCCACCAGUGCAGCAGUUCUAUGAACCACAGCAACAGCAGCCUCAGCAAUACGCGCCGCAACAAGGUUAUCAACCUGCUCCAACUCAACCGCCACCAGGCCAACAGCAACCACCGCCACCACAGUACUUUGGGUCAGCGCCACCUCCUCAACAAUCGGGCCCAGCCCCCCAGAGACAGCUCUCUGAUUUAGAACUGAUCUCUUUUGAUUAAAUGAAACAUUGAACGUCUUAAAAUACUUAUCUUAUUUUGGUGAUGUUAAUCAUUUUGAAGGAUUGUUUCCGCGAUAUCGUCAAUAUAUGCAAAAGUGAUAAUCAUAAGAUAGCUUUAAAUGGGAAUAUAAUUUCUACCAUCAGUUUAAAUUAAUUGGAAAUGUACAGAGUGGAGAAAUACACAACAUAGGGGAACAUUUUUUGUACAUUUUAGUGACAGUUCGUGUUGCGUUGUUAGCUAUCUUUAACAAUAGCUCAAUACACUAGAUAAAACAACAGUAUUGGUUUUCUCUAAAUAAUAUUUCUUUAGUAAAUUAGAAAUUCUGACCGUGGUAGUUUUGCGCGAGAUAUUUGAACUUGAGGUUCUCCUCGGAGUGGAUUAGACGCCACCUGGGAAUUCAUUUGUAGGUAACAAAUACUGGUAUUGUCAGUUGUACUAUGAGCUUUUACAUUUUUUCCUCAUAAAGUGUAAAUACAUGAGAAUGAACUUCGCCAAAAAUUUAAUAAAACAGAACAACAUAGA